Macadamia integrifolia is the source of this 2023-nucleotide messenger RNA. Its product is annotated as tetratricopeptide repeat protein 38. Gene Ontology annotation, molecular function: protein binding. Bases 263 to 1699 code for a protein of 478 amino acids. The record is from RefSeq and is a predicted model, not a curated record. The transcript has 14 exons. NCBI's taxonomy places the organism in Eukaryota, Viridiplantae, Streptophyta, Magnoliopsida, Proteales, Proteaceae.
CGGGAAUCAGAAGCGGUGGAGUAUCGAAAAUCGAAGCAGCUUCGCUUAGCCUUUUUUGAGUCUAUUGACGGAGUCGUCGGCAUUUGGUGACGUGGAUCCUUAUCGAUAUCAGCUGUUGAGCUCUGGAUGGAAGAGGGUCUUCUGCUACUGCGUAGUCAGCGAAUCCACUGUAGCGGAAGAGAGUUUUUCUGAUUUCUUUUACUAGGAAGAAGCUCAGACUGAUCAAUCAAGAGUGUCCAGAGAAAGGGAGAGAAAGAAGGGGAUGGAAGGAGGACGAGGAGGAGGAGGAGGAGUGAAGGUGGAUAGAUGGGGAUACCAGGUGAGAACUUCUUCGGAUGCCUGCAUCUCCGCCAUCAACUCUUAUUACCAUCAGCUUCUUACCUAUGGAAGAGAACGAGGAGUGAUUCUUGAAGCUGUGUCCCAUGACCCGGACUGCGUUCUCGCCAACAUUCUCGUUGCUCAUUGCUUCUCCACCAGUGACCCAUCUCGUCUUUCCUAUCAUCUCGCCGCUGCCGAGUCCCGACUGGUACAGGCCACCCCGUACGAGAAAGCUGUUUUUGACGCCAUUUCCUCUUUGAUCGCCGAAGACAGGGAUGACGAUGCUGCUUUUCAUUCACACUCGAGUCUGCUAAAACAGUUCCCUAAGGACCUGGUAUCUCUGAAGAGGGCUCAAAUUCUAUGCUUCUACAUGGGUCGGCCUGAUCUAUCUUUGGUCAUUGCUGAACAGGUUCUGCCACAAAAUCAACAAGAGAGCUACAUAUAUGGCAUGCUUGCCUUUCCUUUGUUAGAACUCAGCAGAAUGGAAGAUGCUGAGAAGGCAGCAAGGAAGGGCUUAGAAAUCAACAAGCAAGAUCUAUGGUCACAGCAUAAUUUUUGUCAUGUCUUACAGUAUGAAUGUCGUUUCAAGGAAGCAGUAGAGUUCAUGGAAGAAUAUUCCUCUUCAUGGACAUCUUGUUCAUCAUUCAUGUACACACACAAUUGGUGGCAUGUGGCUAUUUGUUACAUGGAAGGCUAUUCUCCAAUUACCAAAAUCUUAAGGAUUUAUGAUGAAAAUAUCUGGAAAGAGUUGCAAAGAAGUGAUGCUGUUUGCCAAGAGGUGUAUCUGAAUGCUCUGGGUUUGCUGUUGCGGAUAUAUUUACGGGGUCAAAUGGGUUUCUUCGGAGAUCGCCUAGAGAUCUUGACAGGCCGUCUAAUGGAUCAAUCCAAUUGGAAUGUGGAAUGGCUCCUUGAUAUGUUGAUACUGUGGGCCUUUGGUAGUGUGAAGGAAAGCAACAAAGCAGAGGAUUUGCUAAAUGGCAUGAAAUCCAGGAUUUGUUCGAUGAGCAAGAAGAAGCAGCUGUUGAUGCAGAGAGUAAUUAAGCUUGCUGAGGCCUUGUAUGCAUAUGGGAGGGACGAUUAUGAACAGGCAUUUCAAUUGCUUUCCCCAGAUUUUGAUGCUAAUGAAUUUAAGAUAGUUGGGGCGUCCGAUGAACAACUUGAGGUUUUCAAUGAAGUUUGGUACAGCGUUCUGUUGAAUUCUGGCCGUGUUGAUAAAGCAAUUGAAGAAAUUGAGAAGGUGGUAAAGAAGAGGGAAGGGAUCCCUUUCUUAUGGCGCUUGCUGGAGAGAAGUUAUACCAUGGCAAAUAGGGAGGAGGAUGCUGCUGUUGCAUCAGAGAAAGCCAAGGCAUUAGAAGCAGCAUAUUUUGAACAUCUGGAAUGAAAUUAUCCAAAUUAUUCCGAGUCAUCGGAGGCUUGGUGGAACAGACGUUUGUUCAUGCAUAUCUCCAGUAAUUCAUGUAAAAAUAGAUCUUGUUAUAAUAACAAUCUUAUAUAGCCUUGACCGUUCCCCUGUGUUUUAUUUCAUGAGAAAUGGACUAAUAUGAAGACUGGUCCCUAAAUAAAGAAUGGGGCUAUGCUUCUAAUUAUACUAAAGAUCUAAAGAAUUUUUUCUAGCAUGAAUUGUGCUUCUAGCCAUUUCAUUCUGGAUCAAAAUUUCCAGUCUCUAGUUGGAGACUAUUGAAUGGAAUAAUAUUUAUUUUUGUUA